AUGAUGAAUAUGAUGGGGGGCUACGGAUGCGGCUAUGGGCGCGGUGAUGCGCUGUCCCCGGCUUCGGAUCUGUCGUCGUGCAGCAGCGCGUCGUCCGGCGCCUGGUGCGGGGCAGCCGCCGCUUGGCGCGACCUACAGCCCUACCCCGCCCAGUACCCAGCCUACUGGCCCCCGGCCGCCAGCGCGGCGACGGAGGACGCGCGGGAACUGCAACGGCGCUGCGCCAAGUGCCGCUGCCCCAACUGCCUCACCGAGGCGGCGGGCUUCGGUCCCAACUACGGGAAGGACGGCGCCAAGCGUGAGCACGUGUGCCACGUGCCCGGCUGCGGCAAGGUCUACGGGAAGACGUCCCACCUGAAGGCGCACCUGCGCUGGCACACCGGCGAGCGCCCGUUCGUCUGCAACUGGCUGUUUUGCGGAAAGCGCUUCACCCGCUCCGACGAGCUGCAGAGGCACCUGCGCACCCACACGGGCGAGAAGAGGUUCGCGUGCCAGCAGUGCUCGAAACGCUUCAUGCGCUCCGACCACCUCGCGAAGCACGUCAAGACACACGCAAAUGCGUCCAGGAAAUCCAAGAAGCUCAAGGACGACGAUUCAGAGGAGGCCGUGAAAUCUGAUAAGAGUGAAAGUACCGUCACAAACGAGAGCCCGCCAGCGGUUCCAGGCAGCACGAGUUACGGCACCGUGCCCACUGUUGAGAGAGAGCAGGCUUCGCUGAGCUACGGUGCAAUGGCUCCCGCCGUCUCUGUGGCAUCAGCUGGCCACCCCGUCAACGUUUACAACGGCAGUGCGGUGUUCGGAAACGGCGCAGUUCCCGCCAACGGCUGGUACACGGAGGGCCAUCAGGAUGCCCUGUACGCGCGGGCGCCGAUGAGGGACCACCGCUUCUACCAACAAUACCCCGCACCGUUAGGCACGUAUCAAUGCGCUGCGAAGAACAACUACGCCAUGUUCCACGGUCACUAUAAUCUGCAACCACCAGUCGCUAUUGGACAA
Messenger RNA from Iphiclides podalirius (scarce swallowtail), 996 nucleotides. Lineage: Eukaryota; Metazoa; Arthropoda; Insecta; Lepidoptera; Papilionidae. The record is from the annotation of a GenBank genome assembly.